Molecule: messenger RNA, 3467 nt
Organism: Oreochromis aureus
Lineage: Eukaryota; Metazoa; Chordata; Actinopteri; Cichliformes; Cichlidae
Product: G2/M phase-specific E3 ubiquitin-protein ligase-like
Exons: 8
Coding region: 1544-2530 (328 amino acids)
Cellular component (GO): nucleus
Molecular function (GO): ubiquitin-protein transferase activity
Source: RefSeq, a predicted model, not a curated record
GUGUCCAGAUCAGGAAAGUGAAGGAAAAAGUGGUACACUUCAAACCACAACACAGAUGUCUACUCAGCAACCUACUAGUAGCCUAAGUGAAGCAGCCGCAUUACUCAACAGUAUAUUAGCCUCAGCAGAGACCAUCAGAACUCUGUCAAAUGCGGCAGUCGUGGGGAAGCAACCUGUUGCAAGUACCUGUGUGGACGGACUGGAUAGUCACUUAACAUCCCUCUUUCCCUCACGUCAGCGUAGCAGCUUGCCCAUGCCAGUGACAUCUACAGUCAGGAGAGAAUGUGCACCUGCACCACGUUAUCAAACUCGGCAAUGCUUCGGCAGCUGGACAUCAGGCACCAGAAGAAAAAGAGUUAUGGCACAGCAGCAUGACCAUUUCAACAAAGAUGUUAUACUACUUCCAGCUCCGUCAUGGGGAGUAGUGUGCAAACAAGGUUCAAAAUUAUGGUUACACAAACAUGGGCACAUCCUCAGUGCUUUUGAAUUCCAGAAGACCUGGGACAACCAAACUGUCGUGAAACACAUCAAGGAAAGCUUUGGUGAACGCAUUCCAGAGGAUGUCAGUCUCGAGUUUCUAAUGGCUUGUGGCAAUAAGCUGGUGUCUCCAAAGCUCCAAGAUGGUCAGGAGCUGAAUGGGAUGCUGAUCCUAAAGGUUUUUAAAACCAAAGCCCUCUAUGUAAGGCCAUCAAGGACACUUUUAUUAAGUUCCUAAAAGAAUGAAAAAGAAUCAUGAUUUGGGAAAAAACAUGUCAACAAUUGGGCUUCUAGCAAAAUAGAAUAUAUUUAUUUAAAAUAAGUAUUUGGGAGCAAUCAAUAUGGAUAUUUCUUAUUUUAAUCUUUUUAAGAUAAGCUAUAAUUACUUGCUUUUGAUAUAUGUUUUUGGUCUUUCUCUGUUGAAGAGUGAAUCAGAUGAAGACAAAGAUCCUUCCCACAUCAGCUCCAAAUCAGCAUUAAGCAGUUGUGCAACUGAUAAGGACAGUGACGAUGACUGUUUUGAAGUUGAUAGUUCAAAAAUCCAACAAGACAUGAGCAGCCAAGUCACUACAAGGUUAAGAAGACAUGUUAAAGGUGAUAACCCUGGCACUAGCAGUGAUGAAGAAGAUGAUACUGGGACCAAGUGUAUUGGAAGGAGUGUUGGUAAAAGGCGACGAGCAAAGCAAGGAAGUGAUGGGAACAGCAUUUGUGAUGAAGGCUACAUGGCAAGAAGUGAUGACAAACCUAGCACAAGCAGUCACAGCAGAGAUUUCAAUGCAAGAAGUGAAGACAUCCCAGCCAUCAGUGUUAGUGAUGAAGAUUAUUCUUCAUAUUUAACUCUCGUGGCAUCGCUUUCUGGCGAUUCUUCAGAUGAUGAGGAUUUAAAUCAAGCUAUAAUUGCGAGCUUGGAGAAUCAGAUUGCAGAAAAAGUCCCUGUUCAAGAGAUACUGCUGGAACUAUCAAGCAAAAUUAGCACAAAACAGCAGUGCAAAUUUAACAUAAAUCGCUCUGCUGUGUGGGAGGGAGCCUUGCGUGUUUUCAAAGGCUAUCUUAUGAUCCCAACUUGAUGAUCUGUGUGAAAUUCUCAGAUGAUAUGGGGAAAAAUGAGGAAGGGGUUGAUUUAGGCGGGCCAAGGAGGGAAUUCUUGAGACUAUUGAUGGACACCAUUGCCAGGUCAGCCAUGUUUGAGGGGAAAGAAAACUGCAAGAACUUGGCUCUUGACAGUACUGCUCUCAGAGGGGACUGUUACUACAUCUCUGGCAGAGCCAUUGCAGUGAGCUUGGUACAUGGUGGUCCACCACCUAACUUUCUGUCACCAGCAGUAUUUUCUCUUCUGGUUGGAAAUUCAGCAAAUCCAGCCCUGGAAGACAAAGCUGACCUGGAACUCUUCGAAAAAGUCAAAAAGAUAUCUCAAAGUACAACCCUUGAGGACCUUGAGAAGUCAAAAGAACCUCUGCUUGAUUGCUUGGCCAAUGCAGGAUGCCUGAGGCCUCUGCGUUCACUAAGAGACAGGGAUCUGCUGGUACAUGUCAUUGUCAUGUUUCAGGUCAUCCACAGGGUUCAAGGUCCAUUUCAAAGAUUUUGUGAAGGUCUGAAAACUCUUGGGGUUCUCGACAAAAUGAGAUGGCAUCCAGACAGCUUUCGCCCUCUGUUCUGCUAUGAGCCACAUAUGCUGACUGCUGACCAGGUGGAUGAUCUUUUCAACAUUCAUCUAUCUCCAGAAGGAAGCAACAGAAGAGCUGCUGAGGAGAUGGUUGUUACCUUCUGGAGAGACUAUCUCCAAGAUGCAGAAGAAGAAGAAGGACCUUCCAAAUUACAGAAGAUAUUGGCCUUUGCAACUGGAGCAACUGCGGUGCCACCUAUUGGCUUUUCUCCAGCACCCUCGAUUGAGUUCAUUCAUAGAGGAGACGACGACUUCUCUUCUACACCAAUUUUCCCUCUUGCCAACACGUGUGUUAACUGCAUUAGGCUGCCACUGCAUGUUUCAUACCAGCUGUUCAAGGAGAAGUUUGAUUUUGCAUUAGGUAACACUUACGGCUUUGGCAGGGUAUGAACACAAUAUGCUGGAGGAGUUUGCGUGUUUCUCUUUUGUAUUGGUCUCUCUACUGAUUCAAAGUGAGUAUUGAAUAUUAACUUGUUAAGGUUUUAAUAUUUCCAAAUUUACCUACCUCAGUCAAAUUGAUGUUUUAAGACAUCAGUUUGACAAGAAGUGAUUGUUCUUCAGGAUUCAUACAGGUAGAUACCAAUUGUUUAACAGCACUUCAGAAGUUUAUUUAGAUUGUUGAGUUUGAAUAUACAAAAUUUGUCUCACUUUACUCAUUUCAUGUGUAUGUGCAUCUGUUUUUGAUUUGGUUGUCUUUGUGUCUGUUUAUUCUUCUGCCUGUGUCAGUUUCUGUUUGACAACAGAGCUGUCAUUUUAUCAUUUUAAAGAAAAUGGUUUCAAUAUGUUAGUUUCGAUCAGAUAUGUUUUCUGAAAUGUUUCUUUAUAUUUUUUUAUUUUUUGCAAAAUAUUUGAUUCAAUGUAGAAGGUGUAAAAGUGAAGAAAACACAUCUAUUCCAUGAUUUCCAUCAUUUUCUAAUGGAUUCACUUGUUGAAUUAUGUUCAUUGCAGUCUCAUUUAUGUUGAUGUCAAUAUCUGGAAUUAUGACAUUAUUGUUUGUUUGAAGUUCUGGUAAUGGCCCUUCUUCAUUCAAGGUUCUUUAUUUGUCACAUGCAUAGUUAUACAAGUAUAACACACAGUGAAAUGUAACCUGACACGCUCCUCGACAUGUGCAAAAGGGGGGGUAGAGGAAGAACAUUAUAUCAAUGCCAUGAUAGUUAUCAACAUGAAAAAUGUCAGUUAUAAACGACUGGAUUCCCACAUUGUUUGUGACACCUGUAUGCCACAGCUGAAGAGGGGUCUGUCCUCCUUGUGUAGAGAGCCCAUGGUUGUUCCACUGAUUGACAAAUUCUGUUAAUGCUCUUUCAAUCCUUGGCAAAUAAACAUAAUG